GAUUUUGUAAUACCAUUAGAAUUGAAAGUUUGGAAUUUUUUUAUCCAAUCACUGUAAAAUGCAUCUGUCGCUGCGCCUAUUAUCAAAUAGACAUCCUUCUUUCAUAGCUCGCACAGUGUUUGUACAAAACAACGAUAUUGACAAUGCGUGUAGGUUGAUCAACAGGAUUAUGGGUAAAGAAGGUCUUUUAGCUCAAUACAGGCUCACUAGAUACUACGAGAAGCCGUUUCAGACUAGACGUCGAGUUAACCAUGAAAAAUGUAAGGCCAUCUACAAUGAAGAUAUGGAGAGAAAAAUACAAUUUGUAUUAAGAAAAAAUAGACAUGAACCCUUUCCAGGAUGUUACUGAAUGAAAGAUCAAAUGUAAAUAGUAGAUUAUAACCACUCAUCAUGUGAAUAAUUGGGAUAGACCUGCUUAAAAGUUGAAAAACAUGACAUUGUGAGAAAGACCUCUCCAAAAAACUCAAUGUAAAAAAAAACUACGAUUCCAGAAUCAAAAUUAAAGAUAUUUAAGAUACCUAAACAUCUAGAAAAUUAUACACAAACAAACAUUUAAAAUAAUUACAACAUAA
Bombyx mandarina (wild silkworm) is the source of this 572-nucleotide messenger RNA. It is a transcript of the gene mRpS21, whose product is annotated as mitochondrial ribosomal protein S21. Gene Ontology annotation, molecular function: structural constituent of ribosome. NCBI's taxonomy places the organism in Eukaryota, Metazoa, Arthropoda, Insecta, Lepidoptera, Bombycidae. The record is from RefSeq and is a predicted model, not a curated record. Gene Ontology annotation, cellular component: ribosome. Gene Ontology annotation, biological process: translation.